AUGAUCAUCAAACAAUUGGGGUGGGGUGUCGCCGGCGAAUUGGAGGUUGAUGGGCAGAUGGGCGGAUGGGCGGAUGGCGAGACAUUGGUCCAGAAUCAAUCGGAUGUGAUUAACCCUCUCUUUCCUGGCCAGCUUCGAAAGACCUUGCGGCAGAGAGUCGAGGUUUUUGAGGCCAACGAUUCGACGAUCCGGUUGAAAACUGAUAACAAUUCUGCAGGAAGUGAUAAUCCGGAGGAAUCCUUGCUCCAGUGGAUUACCAGACCUCGGGUCAUCAACUCGCCAUUUUACUCCAGGUCUCCGCAGUACUAUUUCCGCGCAGCCAGCCGCCAGUUCUUCACGCCAGGCGAAACUCGAGUGAUUCUAGACCCAAGUGGCUUUGUGAGCUUCUACGAUCGUAUCCAAAGCUUGAGCCAGAAGCGGCAAGCUGAAGGGACCAGCGACGGCCCGCGUCAUGCUCACAGAUUGCACGGGAUCAGCUCAAGGGAUGUAGAGAAAAUCAAAGACCGUCUGGUCAAUGUACUCGCCCGUAAGAAUGCGGAGAGAUGGCGGAAAGAAUCUGAUCGCCUGGAUUGGCGGGCAUCGGUCUGCACGAUCACUCAGACGUACAGCAAACCACUCGUCGAACUGGAUUACCUGCUCAAACGGGAUGACCUGAGCGCCAUCGACCGGGCGGCCGAAGUGCGCGGCUUGACUUACGGCAUGAUCAUCCCCUACGUUGAUUUCUCCUCCUGGAAUCUCAGUGAUCCGGCUUGGGUCGACCAGAACAUUAUGAAAUGUGCGAGAGGUUUUACUUCCGGGACGUAUCGUGCCUCAGACCUCACGGAAUCUAUACAAGUCAUCAUUGGCGCUAACGAGGGGAGUUGGGAUCGAUUGUGUAGCACGAUCUUCAGCAUCUUUAUCCAAACCAUCGAAUUGUCUAUUCCGAUCGAUUCACUCAUCACUCCCGAUCCAAGAUUAGAGAGCGAAGCCACCUCGCGGGCCUCGGAAUGGAGACAACAAACCGAAAAGUUGAUGGAGUGGUUGGGCUGGUCAACCUGGGGACGCUGUGACCCACCUUGCAAACCUGAUGUAAGACCUAUUCCAUCCCUCCUCUCCCGUGCGGUAGGCGACCACUACUAA
This is a messenger RNA of Puccinia triticina, 1119 nucleotides long. RefSeq lists its product as uncharacterized. The coding region runs from base 1 to 1119 and encodes 372 amino acids. The record is from RefSeq and is a predicted model, not a curated record. The transcript has 3 exons. Lineage: Eukaryota; Fungi; Basidiomycota; Pucciniomycetes; Pucciniales; Pucciniaceae.